AUGAAGCUCAUUUUUGGUGCAUCACUUCUAAGCUUGGUUUGGGCAUCCAGCUUCAAUCCAGCUCGCCCACCAGCAAUUCCACUUGCAGUCAAGAGUCCUUAUAUGAGUACAUGGCUUGAAGUUGGCAGCGAUGGAGGAAGUGGUGGGAAACUUGCAGGAUAUUGGCCUCGGUUCUGGGCUGGCUCUCAGCCUGGACCUGUCGCUGGCAGAAAUGGAGCUGUCACAGCUUGGGUUGGCUUCAUCAAAGUCGACGGAGCGGCAUAUACCUGGAUGGGUGAUGCUUAUGUGAAUGGUGGAGCGCCUUCUCUGGUGACACAAGACUUCUUCGAAUAUACUUCUCAGAGAUCUACUUUCAUUAUGAAUGUAGCUGGGAAGGUCACGAUAAAUGUGACAUUCCUAUCACCGCUCACCCCCACGGAUCUCAAGCGCCAGUCAAUUAUUGGGACAUAUCUGUCUGUGACUGUAAACUCACGUGAUGGUGCGAAUCACAAUGUCCAGCUAUACGCAGAUAUAUCAGCAGAAUGGGUCAAUCCGACGCAUAACCAAGAGCCAGUAGCUUGGAGCUACUCUGUCCAGAACGGGGUUGCUAGUCACAAAUCCUACCAACAGACUCAGAGCGAGUUCAAUGCAGACUACCCCGACGAUGCUGCGCAUUGGGGAAACUGGUAUUGGUCUACCGCCGCUAGUCCAUCGAUGACUUAUCAAUCAGGGACCGAUUCUACUGUUAGACAAAACUUUGUAAGCAAUGGAGCUUUGUCAAAUACUCAAGAUAGCAACUACCGAGCCAUCAGCUCAAGCUGGCCUGUAUUUGGGUUUGCAAAUUCUCUUGGCAACGUUGGGACCACUCCUAUAUCCACCCUCUAUACAAUAGUGCAUGCGCAAAAGAAUGCCAUUUAUUACAAUGGAGCAAGUGGGCUCGUCGGAUUACCCUCAUUGUGGACAAGCUACUGGAACACGGACCUUGGCAUGGUGGAGUUCUUCUUUAAAGACUGGUCAAGUAAUAGCGGAGCACUUGAUCACAAGAUUGCAGUCGACUCGUUGAAAGCAGCAGGCCAAGACUAUCUGACCAUCACAUCUCUCUCGGCUCGACAAGCAUUUGGUGCUGUCCAACUCUGCGGAACCCCAACCAAGCCCUAUUUGUUUCUCAAAGAAAUCAGCUCCGAUGGCAACAUUCAGACAGUCGAUGUCUUGUUCCCUGCCAUGCCAAUAUUUCUAUACACCAAUCCGAUUCUCGUCAAAUAUUUAUUGGAUCCACUAUUUGAGAAUCAAGAAGCUGGCCGUUUCCCGCAGACCUACUCGCUCCAUGACCUCGGAGCGAAUUAUCCGCGUGCGAUUGGCCACCCAACAGGUGAUGGAGAACCUAUGCCACUCGAAGAAUGUGGUAACAUGAUCAUCGCAACUCUCGCCUACGCACAACGCACAGCAGAUACAGCGUACUUGUCACAACACUACAAGAUUCUGAAGCAGUGGACAGGGUACCUUAUCCAAGAAGCACUGAUACCCGUCAAUCAGCUAUCAACAGAUGAUUUCCAGGGCCAGCUCGCUAAUCAAACCAAUCUCGCUCUGAAAGGAAUUAUUGCUAUCGAAGCAAUGUCCGUCGUGGCGAGGAAAACUGGGAAUCUAGCGGAUGCAGAGAAUUACACAAGUAUUGCGCACGACUACAUCAAUAAAUGGCAGAAGUUUGCAGUAGUUUGUGGUGCGAAUCCUCCGCAUACUAACUUGGCAUAUCAGGAUCGGGAUUCCCAUGGGCUGCUCUAUAAUCUCUAUGCCGACACUCUCCUGGGCCUGAACCUUGUCCCAAAGUCCAUCUACACCAUGCAAUCAACAUUCUAUCCCACUGUCGCUCAGACCUAUGGUGUGCCCCUCGACACCAGAAAUGUGUUUACAAAGUCGGACUGGGAGAUGUGGGUAGCAGCUAUCAGCUCCCCAUCUACAAAGAACAUGUUCAUCUCCAAACUCGCAAAUUGGAUCAAUACCACGCCGACAAAUCGGGCUUUCACGGAUCUCUACCACACUCAGACUGGGGAUUUUGCGAAUGGACCGUUCAUUGCUAGACCGGUCGCCGGUGGUCAUUUUGCGCUGUUGGCAUUGGGCGGUGCGCCGACCGCUGCAUUUGGCAAGAGAUAUGGAGUUGAUGUUGAGAACGGUGUGUUUGACCAGUAA
This is a messenger RNA of Cadophora gregata, 2163 nucleotides long. RefSeq lists its product as uncharacterized. The transcript has 12 exons. The coding region runs from base 1 to 2163 and encodes 720 amino acids. The record is from RefSeq and is a predicted model, not a curated record. Lineage: Eukaryota; Fungi; Ascomycota; Leotiomycetes; Helotiales; Ploettnerulaceae. Gene Ontology annotation, biological process: carbohydrate metabolic process.